CUCGAGAGCAUGACGGAGGAGCAGCGGCAUCUGGCGCAGCAGAAGCUGCGCAAGCGUGUCGGUGAGUCUGCUCGGGCCCAUGCGUGAUGGUCUGCCUCGGCUUUUGUAGCUUGCAGUGGGCGUGGAGGAGUCCUUGUCUCCAUUGAGCUGCAGGCGUGCAGCUUGCCUCGCGGACAGCUGCGUCCAGUCUGGCGCUGUGACCGGCGCUCAGACUGUGCGCAGCCGCACAGGCCAAGCAGUGACGCGAUGGAGGCCCUGUCCGCUCCAACCGCGAGAUGAGUUGUCUGAACGCCUUGCCUCCUCUUUAGUGGCCGAUCUUGCAUCUAUGGGCUCGACGCAAACGCGCGAUUCGGCCUGGCGACCGCACCAAGCAAGGCUCUCGCCCGUCGCGGCAAAAGAUCUGACCGUGUCACAUCUCCUCGCCGCGACGGCUCACGUCGGCCACAACGUCUCUUCGCUCUCUCGCGCAGCCACGCAGCUGGUGUACGGCGUGCGACACGGCGUGGCGUACAUCGACCUGGAGCGCGUCACGCUGCCGGCGCUGCGACGUGCAGCCAGCGUCGUGCGCGAAGUCGUCCGGCGCGACGGCGUCGUGCUGAUCUGUGGCACUGCGCCGGGCACGCAGGCUGCCGUGCUGGCUGCUGUGCGCCGGCUGGGCCCGAACGGCUUCCACGUCACAAAGGAGCGCUGGCUCCCGGGCGUGCUGAGCAACGCACCCAAGCUGCUUGCGCGUGCCACGCUGAGCGGCAUGGAGACGUACACGGCCCAGAUGCGCCAGCGGCGUGGCCGGCCGAGCGACGACGGCCCUCGCGGCCGCGCUCCGCCGCCGGACCCGGACAUGGCGCAGAUCGCGACGCAGGAGCUGCAGCCCGACGUGCUCAUCGUGCUGAACCCCAAGGCCAACAUGCACGCCAUCCGCGAGGCGACGGCGCGCGGCAUCAUCACGAUUGCCGUGACGGACACGGACGUGGACCCGCGCAUCGCCACGUACCCGAUUCCGGCCAACGACGAGAGCGUGCGCACGGCUGAGCUCAUCGUCGGCGUGCUCAGCAAGGCUGGGCAGGACGGCGCAAAGGAUCGUGUGCUCGUGCUUGAGCAGGAGGCCAAGCAGAAGCCAAAGGAGGUGCGGCGGCGGAUCCGGCCCGAGCAGUAGAGCAACACGUGCAUUGUGCGGACAGUGACGAGUGAUGAUAAUACAUACAUGACGAGCAGCAGG
Molecule: messenger RNA, 1216 nt
Organism: Tilletiopsis washingtonensis
Lineage: Eukaryota; Fungi; Basidiomycota; Exobasidiomycetes; Entylomatales
Product: ribosomal protein S2
Exons: 1
Coding region: 326-1153 (275 amino acids)
Biological process (GO): translation
Cellular component (GO): ribosome; mitochondrial small ribosomal subunit
Molecular function (GO): structural constituent of ribosome
Source: RefSeq, a predicted model, not a curated record